This is a messenger RNA of Fomitopsis serialis, 1062 nucleotides long. RefSeq lists its product as uncharacterized. The record is from RefSeq and is a predicted model, not a curated record. The coding region runs from base 1 to 1062 and encodes 353 amino acids. Lineage: Eukaryota; Fungi; Basidiomycota; Agaricomycetes; Polyporales; Fomitopsidaceae. The transcript has 9 exons.
AUGUCCUUACUGGCACCCCCAGGAAAUCUAUCUCCCCGUCCCCGUCAUGAGAUCGUGACGGGCAGCCGACUGUUCACCGAUCUCCCUCCAGAUCCAGAGGCGUGGGAUGCCGACACUCUGCAACGCCUCGAAAACACGCUAUGGGCACUCUUCGAUAGUCCCUUGAACGUGCCAGCCUUUGAGCUGUUCGUUCGCUGCCAAAUCCUCACACCCCGAUGGAUGCGGUCGCUCAUGCGUUCGGGACAGCAAAAGAACUUUCCGGUCCUUCUGCUUGCUAUGUUUCAGUGGAUCACCUACGACCCGGCGGCCAUUCCCUGCGACACUCACGAUAUCACAACAUUCUUGAUGUCGCACAAGGGAUUAAAGCCAGAGGUUAUCGACCUGAAAGCCAACCCUCAAGUAUAUAUGCGAGGCCUCGUCAAUAUCACUCUCCGUUGGAUGUUGAACUCCCGCUUGGCGUCUUUGCCUCGCCUGGGCCGGGUUAAAGACUUGUACACGAGCUUAGGUUCACUUGCUCACAUCCGACGUUUUAUAGAGGACAUUGAGACUGCUCCAGAGGCGUGGGAUGCGGACGCUCUUCAAUGCCUCGAAAGCACACUGUGGGCUGCUUUCAACAGUCCACUGGACUUCCUCAACUUCGAGUUGUUGGUCCGCUGCCACAUCCUCACACCCCGAUGGAUGCGGUCGCUCAUGCGAUCGGAACAGAAAGAAAGCUUCCCUGUCCUGCUGCUUGCCAUGUUUCAGUGGAUCACCUACGACCCCGCCAUUCCCCGCGACACUCACGACAUCAUGGCAUUCUUGAUGUCGCACAAGGGACUCAAGCCAGAGGUCAUCGCUCCGAACGCUGACCACGUCAUAUGCCGCCGGGCCGGUGCUGCCAUUACUCUGCGCUGGAUGUUGAAUUCACGCCUGGCAUCAUUACCUGACCCAGUCCAGCUUACAGACCUGUACAUGCCCUCAGCCAUGGAAACGAUCGCUCAGAUCCGACGUUACGUAGAGGACAUGACGUUGGACGACGACGAGGACAGCGACAUAAACAAUGUCGGCGAGUUGAUUGACUGA